GAAGGUGCUGAUAAAAGAUUAUAAAUGAUUUUUCUCUCGUAAAACCACUGUUGUGAGAAAGAGGCAGAUAUAUUAUUGAUAUUUCUGAGUCAAGUUGAACAAUUACGGCAUUUUCAUAUGAUGGUUCUUAAUUGAAGGCUAUAUAUAAAUAAAUAUUAAUAUCUGUGUUCAUAACCUCAAAAUAUUGUUUGGGGAUGGGAUGUUCGUGUUUGUUAUAUAUUAAAUUCAAUUCUUAGGCUGUUAAAAUGGGGUCUCGACAAAUAAUAGAAAAAUCUUUGACUAUGUUGCGGUCACUUCCAAGGAUAUCUUUAAAUAAUAUACGUGAUAAUCCUGGUGCAAAAAGGACCCAAAAACGUGGGCGUGCUCAACAUGGUGGUGAUAAACAUGGAGCAGGUAACAAGGGUUCUGGACAGAGGCAAAAUUUCAUGAGACUUGGCUAUGAGACUGGCAACAACCCAUUUUAUUUGCGCGUACCCCAUGAACCUUAUUACAGGGGACAUCACCUCAGAAGACAAUACCCUCCAUUGUCAUUAUGGCAACUGCAAAGUUUAAUUGAUAAAGAUCGAUUGGAUAUUACUAAACCAAUAGAUUUAGCGAGUUUAGUAAAGUCUGGAUUUUAUAAGUUUUUCCCAGACCAAAAACAAUUUGGCGUUCAUUUAACAGAUGAAGGUGCUGACAUAUUUGCUGCUAAAAUUAAUAUAGAAGUGCAGUGGGCUAGUGAACAUGUGAUUGCUGCAAUAGAAAAAAAUGGUGGGACAAUUACUACAGCUUACUACGACCCUCAUAGUUUGUUUCUGCUAAAAUCUCCAAAGAAGUUUUUUGAAACAGGCCAGGCUAUUCCUAGAAGAAUGAUACCUCCUCCAGAUGUCAUUGAAUACUACACGAGUGCAGAAACUCGAGGUUACUUAGCAGACCCUGAGAGGGUUUCUUUAGAGAGAUUGAGAUUAGCACAAAAAUAUGGGUACCAGUUACCCGAACUCGAAAAAGACCCAGAGUACGAAAUGUUGUGUGAAAGAAAAGAUCCUAGACAAAUUUUUUAUGGUCUUGAACCAGGAUGGGUUAUCAACCUAAAAGAUGACAAUAUCUUAAAACCGAAAGAUGAAGAACUGUUACAAUAUUAUGCUACAUAAAUAUUUACAUUAACAUUGUACUGUAGAAUGUCUCAAUUUGUGUAACUUUAAUUUAUAAAUUUGUUUUUAAAAUAAAAACUAUUAUACUUACGAAGGUUACUGUCUAUUUUUGAUUUAUGUUGACUUGGCACUGAUGAAACAAACCUAUUUCUUAGUAUUAUGUUCCGACUCGAAUCCAUGAAAAAUUGGGUAUAAUAAAUAAAUUUUAUCUCAAAUGAUAAUUUGAAACCACCUAAGUAUAAGUAUAUGAUUUAACAAUUUUCGAGACCAUAAACCCAAAAAGCAAUUUUCCCCACGAGAUUGCGUUGUGACUAUCUAAAUCUCAAUUCUAUCAUUAAGCCAAAAAUCUGAACGUGGCCUAUCAAUAUUUUCAAGGCUCUUGGCACUGUCUACCCUGCAAGGGAUAUCCCUUGAGACAGUGCCAAGAGCCAACGCAACACAUAAUACAUUUUCCCGCGGUAGCCAUAUCCUUUCCCAGAUCUCACUCCAAAUUUCCCUACCAAAUUUCAUCCAAGUCGGUAUAGUAGUCUAGGCGUGGUUCAUAAGAGAGCUAGUUACUUUAGUAUCAUUAUGUUUGUUUUAGGCCGGGUUAAGGCUUAUAGGGCCACGAAGAUCGGACAGGAAAGAAAGAAAUAGUUCAUUUGGUACACGAAUUAAAAAUAACAAAACUGUACCUGUACUGUAAAUUUGUCCCCGUUCAGUAUAGAUUUAUUCAUAGAACUACUAUUAUUACCAUGCCGUUGAUAUUCAUGACGGGAGUCACAUUUUGUAAUUACCUGUCCUAUCCACUACCUCAACUAAAAUGGAGAACUAUAGAUCAUGGUCGUAACCAGACCCUAGUCCAUUUUACAAGGAGCUACAAACGCUACAUGUAAUCAAGUUCUUUUUUUUGUACCUUAACCUCUAAAUUUGAGGCUUACCUAUACGAGAACACGAGAAAAAGUAACGUGAACAAAACCUGCAGAUUUAGGUAACUGCAGGUUUUGUUUACGUCACGGAAGCGGCCGCCGCGUCACGAAUAUGAGCGAGGGCAGCUCAUGCUCCUGGCAACGAAGCGGUAGGCCAUGGUACCGUGUGGUUUUAGUGGAUUCAAGUCCCACAUGACCCAUCCGGCUUCCCGUACCCGGGCGGGUAGAUGAAGGUUUCCUUUCCACACGUAAAAAGUUAGGUUAAUAAUUAUGUAAGUACUUUUAAAACGACUUAGCACGAACCUUUUUCAUUCUUUAUUUCACUAGAUUUAGAUGAGUGAAAUGAUAUAUCACUAGAUUGAAAUAGUAUUUUGUCAUAUCACUAAUAUUUUUUUAGUAAGAAGAUGAAAUCACGAAAGAUGGUGAAUAUUCCUAUGAAAUAGGAAUUUCGUGGAAUUGAAGGAUUUCGUGAAAUCUCUGAUAUCCUCAUUUCUCUGCGACAUAUAUAAGGUUAACCACCCACUCAAUGUUGAUGAAAUGGCGACGCAGGAAAUGUUUAAUAAAAAGGCGUUAAUGGGUAUUAAUGUUUUAUUUAUUGUUAUGAUAAAAUUUAUUUCCUAAAGCUUUUAUGAAAUCUUAUGCCUCCAGAUUAUAAGUCAUUGGUUUGGUGGUAUGGAACACUGAUAUUAACUUAAUUUUAUUUCAAUGUGAAUAAAAGGAAAAUAAUCAAGAACAAACCAAAUGUAAAAUUGACAGUGCUGCACAUAUUGGGAAGAUAGGCAUAAAAUUUCCAACUGAAUCGAUUAACUUAGUAAGACAGAUUUUAUAACACAUAAAAAUGAUCUGAGACCUAAAACGUAACACACACUUUGAAAAAAAUGUUAAUCAAAUAACAAAACUGUUGUGAUAAAACAACAUGUUCUAGUUUAUAACAAACAAAUGGGCAUGUGUAACACUAUCAUUUAGCUUUAUACAUACAGGUUAUGCAAUUAUUGAUUUAACUGUUCCUUUAACCCAAUCAGUAUCUGUAAUGAUCUGGCUUAAAAGGUCCAUCUAAAGAAACACCAAUAUACUUAGCCUGUUUAGGCGUAAGUUUUGUCAGCUUAACACCAAGGUGAUCAAGGUGAAGGGCGGCUACUUCCUCGUCUAACUUCUUAGGAAGAGUGUGCACACCCACAGGGUACUGGUUGUGUCUGGUCCAAAGUUCAAUUUGUGCCAAUACUUGAUUUGUGAAAGAAUUUGACAUAACAAAAGAAGAGUGGCCUGUAGCACAACCUAAAUUAACUAGCCUUCCAGCAGCCAACACAAUGAUAUGGUUUCCAUUUUCGAGUUCAUAACGAUCUACUUGUGGCUUAAGGUUUACUUUUUUAGCAUUUUUUUCCAGCCACGCUACAUCAACUUCACAGUCAAAAUGGCCAAUGUUGCAUACUAUAACAUCGUCUUUCAUCCUCAGAAAAUGUUCCUUGCAUAUUAUGUCAAUGUUACCAGUUGUUGUAACAAAUAUUUGACCAAUUUCAGCAGCUUCAUCCAUAGUGGUUACUUGAAAACCUUCCAUAGCUGCUUGUAGUGCAUUAAUGGGAUCUAUUUCAGUUACAAUUACUCUCCCUCCAAAUCCUUUGAAAGCUUGGGCACAUCCUUUGCCUACGUCACCAUAUCCAGCAACAACACACACUUUGCCAGCAAUCAUAAUAUCUGUGGCUCUUUUAAUUCCAUCCAGUAAUGAUUCCCUGCAUCCAUACAAAUUAUCAAAUUUGCUUUUAGUGACAGAGUCAUUCACAUUAAUCGCUGGAAUUUUGAGAAGACCUUCUCUGAACAUUUUAUAUAGAUUGUGAACACCAGUUGUGGUCUCUUCGGAAAGUCCUUUGAUUCCUUCCAAAUAUUGUGGAUAUUUUUUAUGUACCAAAUUUGUUAAAUCUCCACCA
Messenger RNA from Amyelois transitella, 3960 nucleotides. RefSeq names its product large ribosomal subunit protein uL15m (gene mRpL15). Gene Ontology annotation, cellular component: mitochondrial large ribosomal subunit. The record is from RefSeq and is a predicted model, not a curated record. The transcript is spliced from 3 exons. The coding region runs from base 246 to 1130 and encodes 294 amino acids. Gene Ontology annotation, biological process: translation. Lineage: Eukaryota; Metazoa; Arthropoda; Insecta; Lepidoptera; Pyralidae. Gene Ontology annotation, molecular function: structural constituent of ribosome.